Messenger RNA from Zonotrichia leucophrys gambelii, 1876 nucleotides. It is a transcript of the gene CLRN1, whose product is annotated as clarin 1. Gene Ontology annotation, biological process: equilibrioception; sensory perception of sound. NCBI's taxonomy places the organism in Eukaryota, Metazoa, Chordata, Aves, Passeriformes, Passerellidae. The transcript has 3 exons. Bases 1 to 753 code for a protein of 250 amino acids. The record is from RefSeq and is a predicted model, not a curated record.
AUGCCGGCGCUGCAGAAGAAGCUGCUGUUCUGCACGGCCGGGCUGCUGAGCCUGGGCUGCGCGCUGGGCGCGGCGGCGGCCGUGGGCAGCCAGCUCUGGGUCCGGGGCUCCAUCCUCUGCAGCACCGGAGCGCUGCUCGUCAACGCCAGCGGCCCCGAGCUGCACAAGUUCAUCGGCGCCAUCCAGUACGGGCUCUUCUCCGGGCAGCGGGUGCGGCAGUGCGGGCUCGGGGGCAGACCGCUGCAGUUCUCAUUUUUUCCAGAUUUGCUCAGAAUUAUCCCUGCAAGUAUCCAUGUCAGCGUCAUUCUGUUCUGCACAGUGCUGAUUGUCUUCGCCCUGGUGGGAGCAGGGUUCUUCAUGUUCAAUGCCUUUGGCAGCCCCUACGAGACGCUGCACGGCCCCGUGGGGCUGUACCUGUGGAGCUUCAUCUCCUGUGAGUGCCAGGCUGGGCUGGCACUGCCAGCAGCGCCCACUGCUCAGCACAGGGGUUCCUGUGGCUGCCUCAUCAUGAUUCUCUUCUCCUCAGAGGUGAAGAUCCACCACCUUUCAGAAAAAAUUGCUAACUUCAAAGAGGGAACUUUUACAUUCAAGACUCACAGUGAGCAGUUUGCAAAUUCCUUCUGGACCAUCCUGGUUUGCUCCCUGGUGCACUUCCUCAAUGCCCUGCUAAUCCGAUUUGCUGGAUUUGAAUUUCCCUUUUCAAAAUCAGAAGAGUCAGGGACAAUCACAGGAGCGGUUGACUUGAUGUAUUAAAAUGAUGGGAUUUCAAAACAUUUCAAGCAAAGAAAUUUAUCACUAUUACAUCAACAACCACCAGAUGUACCAAUUUGUGAACAAUUGCCCUAGAGAAGGUAAAAAAAGGGAAAGUUUCAAAUAAGUGUUAAUGUGGUGUAAGCAGUGAACAAAAGAAGAUGUGCUGUAUGGAAAUGCCUGGAUGGAAAAGCCCUCUAAGACAUUUUUUUCCCUUUUAAACUGUUUAAAAAGUGGCUGGUAUGAAGAAAACCAGGAAUCUCAGUAGCACUGCCCUGACUCUGGCAAGUCCAGUCAAUGGGUUCAGUGGAAGCACACACUCGCCAGCAGCAGCUCUGCCCUCAGCCCUGGUGAGGGCCAGGGUGCAGCCGAGACCACGCCGGAGCAGCAGGGCCAGGGACACCCAGCAAGGCACAGGGCAGCGCCCAGGCUCUGCCCCAGCACACCCAGACUCAGCCCAACUGCAGCGCUCAGAGGGCACAACCCAACACCUGCACUCCCACCUGGCUCCACAUGCAUGGCAGCAGCAUCGUUUCUCUCCAUGAAACUCUCUGGUUUUUCCCUUUUAACAAACCAAACUGCUCCAAACCCAAAGCACUGGGAGCCCUCGUCUCCCCAGCAGUUGCUGCAGCUUGGUGACAAAGCUGACACAGCACAGCAGAUGCAGGGGAGAUGCCACGUGCUGCUGCUGGCCUGAGGGAGGCAGCCAGGCUUGGCAGAGCUGAGCAAACCCUCUGCAGCUCACCAGGCAAAGGGCAUUUCCCAGGGCAGAGCCAGGGACUGAGCCCAGGCACCGCCACCUUCCACUGCCCCCUCCAGAGAACAGUGCUGCAGAUUCUCAUCAAGCAAUGCCAACAAACCCCAUCAGAACCCCUGGCGAAGGGCAGCAACAGCACAGCAGACAGGCUCUCCUGCAGGCUGCAGCUCAGCAGGGACUGAGGGACAAACACGGGAGGGUCUGGCAUGGGAAGCCAGAACAGAUGGAUGCAUCAACCCUCGCCCCUGGACCGCCCCAAGCCAGCUAAAGCACGGGAUGCUCCCCAGGCUGAGCAUCACACCAGCAAACGCUGCCCCUGUGGGCUUACCUGGGUGCCCGGAGAUGAGCUGCUCCUCGCAGGACACAGGA